ACCCGCUUUAUUCAUUUAUCCACCAUGAUAGCUUGAAUAUCUCAGCUCUACUAUGGUCAAAGUGGAGGCCGCAGUGGAUGAAUCAAAGAAUGACAUCGCCAAAUUGAACAGAAUGACAACAACGGUUGAAAACCUCAACUCUGCUAUGAACGAGGUGAAGGCUGCAUUGGAUGGAACAAAGAGGGACCUUGCAAAUCUUAAAGAAACUGUUACAACGGUGAAGUGCGCGUCAGAUAGAACCAGUAAUGAACUCGCGGUACUGAACUGUACCAUGACAAAGGUAAAAUCGUCAAAUUGCGGGGUGGGAGGUAGAGUGUUAUUACUCAUGGAGGAGUGGGAGAACACCUUUCAUUAUAAUCAAUUAAUUUGGAGCAACAAGCUGAAAUACAACCCUUUUUCUGGGAUGACUGGGUUUGACAGACGAGAGACCAUGUUGCCAACUUACUGGGAAACUGAGUUCACCAGGAUCUGUCUCGGUAUGAAGAACGGCAAAGAAACCAACUUCAUCGCCAUCAAUAUAACGGCUUCCUCCCUGUUCUCUCUGAUCGCUGAUGGGAAAUACCACCCAACCUCUUUGGGCCGAGACAAAUGGAAGUCGCUACUCCGCUCAAACGCCUCACUACAAUCAAACUGCACCCGGGAAGGAUUCAACGCAUUUUGUGCGGGUGGUGCCUUUAAAUCCAGGGCUAGAAUCGGUAUCAUUGCUAGCCAAGAAAAUCAUUGUCACAGCUGUGAUUCCAGCAUCGGUUUUGGCACAGGAGGUCAUCGUGGUCACUCGAACGCCUGUGGAAUCGUGGCACUGGGUAAAUCGGCAGAAGAUGAUGGGCACAAAAACAUCAAGACCAUGGGAUUCAUUCUCGUUCAAUAAUGUAGUAGUAAUAGCCCCUAGCUGGUUUUUUUUUUUAAAGUAAACUCUCGGGUAUUUUUUCUUAGACAAAAUGUGUUCUUAGGAACGAACAGUUUAUGAAAAGCAAGGCCCAAUUUAAGGUGGUAGAGGAUAGUGUCCGCAGACAACUACCCAAGCAUGUUUUUUUUUUUUUUUAUCUUCAACAGCUUCGCUGCACGUACUUAGACAAAUUAAAUUGCUUGCACGUGAUAAUAUUUGAUGAAUCAUAAAAUGUGAUAACUUAAGAAAAUUUCAA
Molecule: messenger RNA, 1142 nt
Organism: Pocillopora damicornis (cauliflower coral)
Lineage: Eukaryota; Metazoa; Cnidaria; Anthozoa; Scleractinia; Pocilloporidae
Source: RefSeq, a predicted model, not a curated record